GGCAAUCACCUCUCUUUCAUCUUGCCACCAUCGUAGGACCACCGUAUCGAACCUAUACUCUUUCACCUCUUUAUUAAGCACUGGUGGGCCCCUUGAAUCAGGUGUCUUGAUGAUGUAAUUGAUUCACUCGUUCACUUAAAGCGUACUAUUCGCAAGAUGGGGACACGAGGAUACCGAGUUUACCGCCACAAAGGCAAAUACUUUAUCUCCUACAACCACUUUGACUCCUACCCUGAGGGUCUCGGUGUACAAUUGCUUCAGGAAAUACCGACGGACCCCGAAGAAUUUGAGCUGUGGGUGCAACACCACAGGCAAAUGUUGGACCAAGAACUCGAGGCAUUUCUCUCUGCCGGGGGAGAGCGCGACGCAUAUAACUCUGACCUGCGGAUCGAAGAUGAGGCUCCUCGAAAUGAUCUAUUCAUCGAAUGGAUCUACGAAAUGGAUUUUGACAGGAUGAUCUUUCAUGUUGACUCUCAUCCCGUCUACCGGCUGGAUCAUAUGCCACCUGAGGACGUAUUCCUUGAAGGGAUCGAUUUCGAUCGCUAUAACAACCGUGCUUGCGCGGAUAGCGUACCGGCAGAGUAUCGCUACAUUAUACGUGCAGCGCCCACUCCGUCUCUAUCCCACCACGUUCUUGAAGUGUACAACGCGUACAAAGCUGACGUUGUCGCUUUGCCUAUCCACCAGGUACUCCAUCGUUCGCACUCACUUUCCCACCAGGAGACUGUAUGCAAACAUUUCCUCGAACUUAUUGUAGGAAGCUUAAUAGUGAAUGAGGGUCGGUCACUUCAUUUCCUUGACGAGAUUCCCAACCGCGAAGCUUUUUCGGUGAAGCAUCUGGAAAUAUUGAGAAGCCUUAUUGAGGCGUCUCUUUUCCCAUCUGCUUUCGCUGGCUAUGAAGCGAAAGAUAACUCUGAUAAAGAGAUGUCUCCUAGCUCCAAUGCCAACUUGUUGGUCGACUUCUGGUGGAUUCGCAGACACAUCUGCGUCCGGUUUACUACACAUCUGCAGCACGAGUCGGGUUUGCGAUCUGCGAUUGCCGAGCUCGCUACGGAGAUCUUCGGCGCAGAUGCAGGUCCCCAGCCUAUCGUCUAUGGGGUAGCUUUCUCGAUUUCUCAUAUAGUUAUCGCGCGAUUUGACAAACCUACCAAACGGCUUGUGCAUACUGAAUGCCUGCCAUUCCUUCCUUCUUUCUACGCAGACUCCCCAUCGACGCCAGGAAUCACUGCAAUGACAUACUUGGCCAGUGUUCCAGCUGAAGAUGACAGUUCCUGGUUUCUGCAACGUUUGACUCACAUUUAUACGGCACCUACGAUCACAUCUUGCCAGGCUGUUGCACAUCCUGUUGCUUCGACCCAUACACCAUCGCUUCCCACUGAAAUUUGGAUGCGCAUUAUAUCAUUCAUCGACGAUCCGUAUAGUCUUAGUGCCCUUGCCAGGGCUUCCCGUCGAACCAUGGCCAUAGUUGGGGCAUCGGACUGGCUAAGAUACCCUCGCAUCCGAGUUUCUGACCGAGUUUCAGAAGAGUUUAUUGCACUUUGUGUACUUCAAGAUGUUGCACCUUCGCCGGACUCGUUUUCGGAAGAGUGCAAGUAUCUUUUCAGCGCCGCUUUUGAGACAAUCUGGCAAGAGCUGUAUGCCGUGGUCUUUCUCUCUGCCGUGGAAUGCCCAAUAUUGGAUGAGCAGGACGAAUCCUAUACCGAGAUGGCCAUGGUCGAUAUCAAGUUUGGAGCCCAAAUCAGGUAUACUCUCCCCACAGUUAUAGCAACCAAUGCUGGGAGGAGUGGUUUGCAUGAAGAUAAGAUGAAUUAGAUACAUUCGAAUCAAAAGUCUGGUUAAGACAUCAACAGGGAAGGUAUGUCCUGUCAUAUUCAGCACCUCCGUCUCUGAUCAGCGUAGAACAGAACGGGAAAUGUAUAAAAACAAACGAGCCCCCCAUACUACACUCAUGUAUGAUUGCCACUCUCCGAUUCAUGCACGCAGCAUAUAUCUCUGUAACUGCUAGUAAGCAGUUGUGUUGUGAACUCAAUCACACGUCGAAGUAAAGAUCUUCGGUUGCAUCCAC
Messenger RNA from Somion occarium, 2065 nucleotides. The record is from the annotation of a GenBank genome assembly. Lineage: Eukaryota; Fungi; Basidiomycota; Agaricomycetes; Polyporales; Cerrenaceae.